This is a messenger RNA of Nelumbo nucifera (sacred lotus), 1388 nucleotides long. Its product is annotated as Peroxisomal membrane 22 kDa (Mpv17/PMP22) family protein. The record is from RefSeq and is a predicted model, not a curated record. NCBI's taxonomy places the organism in Eukaryota, Viridiplantae, Streptophyta, Magnoliopsida, Proteales, Nelumbonaceae. Gene Ontology annotation, cellular component: cytoplasm; membrane.
AAACCCACGCCGCUGCAUAAACCCUUCGAGGCAGACCAAAUGGCUCUUUAUCCUGGAACUGUUAUUCGUCGAUAUCCUCUGAUCUACCGCUUCGCUGGUGUCUCUCCAGGACCCAGUUCCCCAUUGUAUAAUCCGAAUGGAGUCCUUGCAAGCUCAAUUCCGAAAUUUGGUUUUAGGGCCUCUUCUUCCUUUCAGUCCCUCGCUCAUUCUUCAAGUUCCAGUCAUGGUACUGGGUUUAAGAAUUUGGGUUGGUCAGAAAUGAAAUUUGGACACACGAUUUUUGAUUAUUUUCGGGUUUCAGCUUCUUCAGAUAGAGGUGUUAGUGGAAUAGGCGGCGGUUUUGGUGGUUCCGGUGACGGAAAUUCAGGUGGAAGAGGUGAAGGUGCCGGUGAUGGUGAAGGUGGUGGGAGUAAGUGGUCCUUGCUAUCUUGGUAUUUGUCUGUUCUAGAGAAGUAUCCAGUGUUGACAAAAGCUAUCACAUCUGCAAUUUUGACUUUUGUUGGGGAUUUAAUCUGCCAGUUAUUGAUUGACCAAGUAUCAACACUGGACUGUAAACGAACAUUUCUAUUCACAUUUUUAGGAUUUGCAUUGGUGGGCCCAACAUUGCAUUUCUGGUACCUGUACUUGAGUAAAUUGGUGACUCUCCAAGGAGCAUCAGGUGCUUUAUUACGCCUUCUCCUUGAUCAGUUCAUUUUCUCUCCUAUUUUCAUUGGGGUUUUCUUAUCUACUCUGGUUACUCUAGAGGGGAGGCCAUCACAAGUAGUGCCAAAGCUUCAACAGGAGUGGUUUUCUGCAGUAUUGGCAAAUUGGCAACUUUGGAUACCUUUCCAGUUUCUCAACUUUCGAUUUGUUCCACAGCAGUUCCAGGUUCUCGCUGCUAAUGUUGUUGCUUUGGCAUGGAAUGUAAUCCUCUCAUUUAAAGCUCACAAAGAAGUUAUCACCAAAUAGUGUUUCGAAGUGGCUAUUUGAAGAUAUUCAGAUAGGAACUAGCAACAACUGGAGAACCACAUGGACGUGUUUCACAGGCUGCAAACUCUGCAACAUGUGAAAAGUUUCAGAAACAGAUUCCAAGUCUGUUUUGUUUAGACAACAAACCUCUGUCUCUCUCUUUCUCUCUCUCUCUCUCUCUCUCUCUCUCUCUCUCUCUCCAUGUGUGUUUCUGUGUCUCGAUCCCCACGUACACAUGCAUGCAUAGAAGGGAUAAGUUCAACUUUAUGAAGCUUGGCUGGGCCUUGUGAGAUCCGAUGUGCGGGCCUAAGUUGAUAAAUUCAGUCUAGGUUUGCCAAUUAAUAUCAUAAUGUGCACUAAACUAGAAUUUUGGGAAUUCUCAGUAUUGAAUGUGAAUUAAAUUAGAAUUUUAGAUAUGAAAUUUCUAUAAUGUUGGAUUA